CUAAAUCUCCUUCCCUGCAGCGCCUUGAAGCCAAUCGAUAUCCGUCUUCAGAGCAACUUCAUUCAGUUCUUGAGAAACAAACGAAGGGCCAAUAUGCAUUCUAUUUUUCGAACUAUCAUCCUAGGUAUCAUAACCUUGGCUCUUUUGCAUCGCCAAGUCUCAGCACAGCAUAGUCAUGCUGUCUUUUGGGAGCACAGCUUCUACGGGGGUCGAUGCUUGAUGUGUCCUAUCUACGAGUACAACCGCUGCUAUACAAUUGACAUGUCGGGCAAAGGUCUGGGCGGAGUCUCUUCUUUUUCAUUCUUCAACAACGAUUUCCUAAAAAAUAAGUUUGCCAUCACUUUUUACGACAAUUCGUUCUGCAGCGGCAAUUGGUUCCGAAAGAGCAGGCGGAUCAAUCCUCUGACUGGUUAUGAGCUUGACAAUAUGGCUGGCUAUAAUGACCGUGUCAUCUCGUUCAAGAUUGCAGACUAUGAACUGAGCAACACUCAAGGAUAUAAUGAAGUUGGUGAAGCGCCUACCUAUAGCGAAUGCUGGGAAGGCGAUGCUAAAAAGCACUGUGCUGGGCCAUAAUCCUUUAUAGUCAUCUGUUCCUACAUAGAUUUAUAAAUUUAUGGAUUUUGCCUCUCUUUUUUAUUUUUUUAAAAAAAAGCAAAAUAAGAGAAUGAAAGAUUAAAGUAAAUAGAAGCAUAAUCAUUUAGUCCCCAAGCCCUUGUAACUUGCCAAUAAAAAAAAUAAAAAGAGGGAGG
Molecule: messenger RNA, 749 nt
Organism: Lobosporangium transversale
Lineage: Eukaryota; Fungi; Mortierellomycota; Mortierellomycetes; Mortierellales; Mortierellaceae
Exons: 2
Coding region: 94-573 (159 amino acids)
Source: RefSeq, a predicted model, not a curated record